CUGGCAUUGACUUGACGUUGGUAAAUCCUCUUUCAGUGAGUGUGGGGAAUACCGGAGUGGCAUGACAAUUGAUGUGAUUGACCCUUGCGAAUAUUGGGAAGCCUUUUAACCCAAACAGGCCCUGCUAUGGUGAGGUGUGUUAGCGAUGACGGAUGAGGAGGCUAGUUAUGAUGACUUCAUCGCCUCUCGACGGUCCGGCCGCAGGAACGCCAUCCAUAAUAUCCCACCAGCCUCUGGAGCUGAAGGCCCCGCUGACCUGUCACAGAGUCUUGCACAGCUCAACAUCAUCAAGUCAGGUGAUGAGGGAGAAGACAAUAAGAAAAGCCAGGACUCUGCAGCUAAAGAAGAGGAGGCUAAAGCUGAGGGAAGCUAAACGCACAUGUAUGGACUCAAACAACGCUGUUCUGUUCACCUGAUCGCUGAUUGCUAGGCUGGAUCCAAUAACCUUGAAUGAACACGGCAAAAUCCUACUGCCACCAUCCCACAAUCAGGAAGUCAUUGCUAUGGCAACCACAGCUCCAUUGAGCAGUUGGGUGUGAUCCAGUUUCCUUAAAAGAUCAAUCUAUCAAUUUGGCACUUUUUUUAAAACAUAAAAUGCUCAGUCUGUCAAAUCAGGACAAAAUACAGGACAUACUGAUGAAAUAUUAUCCCUCCCAUUACCUGUAGAUGGUCCAUGAUGAAGUCUUCAAUCUUGUAGUAUGUGAUGCAAUAGGUGCUGGAGUUUUCUAAUUAAAAACAGGGUGUUAGGUUUUGUACGUACAGAAAGUGUCCAUAUAAUGUGUCUUGCUUUCCUAGUUUUUAACACUGCCAUUGAGCAUUUUUAAAAGGCAUAGUCUGUAAGUGUGUCUGUGUUUAAAAUUGGACUUUGUUUAGGGUGGAUACAGAGAUCAAGAAUGUAUUUGCUGCUUGGAAAAAAGAACAUUGAUUGCACUCCCAUACACUUGUGUGUGUUUUUAUGAUGUAGCAUAUAGCUGUUGAUUGGAUGUAUGAAUUUCUCUGGUUAAUUGGAGUUUUUUUUAGAAUGCUUAAUGCCAUGAUUGGACAGACUACUUAUGACCUUUUCAUUUACCAACCUUCAUCUUCAACCACCCCUCAAUACUAUAAUGGUACAAUAGAAAGCCCUUUGCUGUUUAUACCGAGCACAUCUGUGGAUAUGCACUCCAAGAAUGUCUGUCUUGAUGACCUUUUUAAAAAGUGAAGUCUUUGCUUGUUUGUCUUGGCAACUUAUAAGAAAAUAAAUGAAUUUUUGAAGGAG
Eleginops maclovinus (Patagonian blennie) is the source of this 1255-nucleotide messenger RNA. RefSeq names its product cAMP-dependent protein kinase inhibitor alpha (gene pkia). The coding region runs from base 146 to 373 and encodes 75 amino acids. NCBI's taxonomy places the organism in Eukaryota, Metazoa, Chordata, Actinopteri, Perciformes, Eleginopidae. The record is from RefSeq and is a predicted model, not a curated record. Gene Ontology annotation, biological process: negative regulation of cAMP-dependent protein kinase activity. The transcript is spliced from 3 exons. Gene Ontology annotation, molecular function: cAMP-dependent protein kinase inhibitor activity. Gene Ontology annotation, cellular component: nucleus; cytoplasm.